Messenger RNA from Penaeus vannamei (Pacific white shrimp), 462 nucleotides. NCBI's taxonomy places the organism in Eukaryota, Metazoa, Arthropoda, Malacostraca, Decapoda, Penaeidae. The record is from RefSeq and is a predicted model, not a curated record.
AUGCCUCGUAGGAGGGAAGAAAUUCAGAAGAUCAAACAGGACUUCUUCGCAGUUUGUGGCUUCCCAAACGUGCUGAGGGCCAUUGACUGUACCCACAUUCCAAUCAAAGCUCCAAGGCAAGAACAUCUUUAUCUAAAUAGAAAGAGGGUCCAUUCUUUAAAUGUUCAAGUAGUAUCGGAUGCAAAUUCGAGAAUUUUGAGUUUUUCUGCAAAAUUCCCUGGAAGGGAUUCAGGAUAUCCUCUUGAAACUUGCCUCAUGACACCUCUGGCAGAAACAAGAACGGCAGCAGAAGUACGCUACAACAGUAGCCAUGCUCGCACACGAGCAGUUAUAGAACAAACUUUUGGGGUGCUGAAAACUUGUUGCACGCUUCUGUACAAUAUCUGUGUCAAAAGAGGCAUACCUUUCCAUGACAUCCUUGAAAAUGACGACCCAGGAAGCAGUGAUGAAUUUCAUUCCUGA